This is a messenger RNA of Rhodotorula graminis WP1, 819 nucleotides long. RefSeq lists its product as uncharacterized. Bases 1 to 819 code for a protein of 272 amino acids. The transcript is spliced from 8 exons. Lineage: Eukaryota; Fungi; Basidiomycota; Microbotryomycetes; Sporidiobolales; Sporidiobolaceae. The record is from RefSeq and is a predicted model, not a curated record.
AUGCCUUCCUCGUCUCGACGACGGCGAGAGGGUGCACUUGUCGCCUCGUCUCGGUCCCUGCGCAAGGCGCGCUACCUCCCCGCCGUCUCGUCGUCCUCCUCCACCGACGACGACCAUGGCGACGACGACGCUCUCGACCUCGACCCGUCCGCUGUCCCGCCUGAGGACCCGAUCGACCCGUUGCGCAGGGUCAACGUCAUGCUGCAGUUCCUCGGCGCAGGGGCUCUCGCGGUCGGCUCCGCGCUCCUCAUAUCGCUCUACGUGACGGGCCCGCCACGCCUCAACGAUAUGGCGACGAGCAGCACGGCUGUGCUGUUCAUGACGCUCUUCAUCGGCUGCCUCGCCGUCGUCCCGAGCUGGUCCGCCGCACUGCUCAUCCUUUUCCAGAAGAAGCCGGCCGAGGGCAUGCCGCCGCACAACCCGCGAUGGCUGCGCACGGCUGCCCUGCUCGCGUUUCUCAUAGCCAUGCUCUACGUCCUCGCCGGCAUCAUCCUCUUCGUCGUGCUCGAGCAAGAGUCGUCGUUCGUGUCGUUCUGCCUGCAGAAUAUCCCGUCGACAACGAAGGACAAUUGCGAGGAGCGCUACAACCGCGCGUGGUUGAUCCUGCUCGCCGUCGGGCUCGUCUUCUUUGUCCACAUCGCCCUGGGCUUCCCGGUCUACCGUUACACUCGAGGACCCGCUUACGCGUCACCGUCGUCGACGUCGCACGUCGCCCGACUCGUGUUCGGCGCCGCCGGCGGGCGAAGCGCAGGUCGUCCAGCACGGCGGCGCGAGGGCAGCUCGUUCAUGGUCGGCCAGAGCAGAAGCGCAGACGACUGA